AUGGUAGCUGUUUCUGAAAUAAAAAAACACUGGGACUUUUCAGAUAAAGUGAUGUCGGAAAUAAGCUCUUUAAAUCCUAAAUUAGCUCUUUCGAGCGACCACAGAGAGAACAAGCUUUCCAUCGUGCCGUUGGCUACAAUAUUGCCCAGAAUAAUUACUCAUAAUACUGCAACAGGCGAUGGCAGUUUACUGCAAUCCUUAGAUGACCAGUGGCAAAAUCUCCCCCUAAGAUGUCUACCUGAUGACAUAACUCAAGAAAAAGAAGUCGACCUGUUUUGGUCUAAAUUGUUAACAUUUGAAAACCUUUGCGGCGAGAAAGAAUUUACUGUUCUCGCACAGUUCGCUCUUGACGUUUUAUGCAUCCCUUACGCCAAUGCAGAUUGCGAGCGCAUCUUUAGCAAGAUAAAUCUUAUUAAGACGAAAAGUCGGAAUAGAAUUUUGACUAACACUAUUAAUAAUGUGGUUAUCGCUUCUGACAGCGCAAAACAUCUUGAAAAGGGAUGUAUAUCAUUUGAACCCACGAGACAAAUGGCAAAUAAAAUUGUCUCCAACGUCCUGUAUGCAACAACUUCUCUGCAAUCAAAUCCGUCUACAUCUACACGUCGAGAUUUUGAACUCGAAGAAGAAGACGCCUUCGAAUUUUUCAUUCCUGAUUAG
Parnassius apollo (apollo) is the source of this 657-nucleotide messenger RNA. Lineage: Eukaryota; Metazoa; Arthropoda; Insecta; Lepidoptera; Papilionidae. The record is from the annotation of a GenBank genome assembly.